Messenger RNA from Apiotrichum porosum, 1623 nucleotides. RefSeq lists its product as uncharacterized. Gene Ontology annotation, biological process: amino acid transport; transmembrane transport. Gene Ontology annotation, molecular function: transmembrane transporter activity. Lineage: Eukaryota; Fungi; Basidiomycota; Tremellomycetes; Trichosporonales; Trichosporonaceae. Bases 1 to 1623 code for a protein of 540 amino acids. Gene Ontology annotation, cellular component: membrane. The transcript is spliced from 6 exons. The record is from RefSeq and is a predicted model, not a curated record.
AUGGCAGAGCAUCACCCAGAGCAUCACCGCCGACCUUCGGUAGUUGAGAUCGCGCAUUCGAUCGACUCGGACUAUGAUGACCGCCUCGCUCUGGAGAAGCAAGGCUACAAGCAAGAGUUCUUACGCGAGUUUGGCAACUUGGCCACCUUCUCGUUUGCGUUCUCGAUCAUGGGUGUCUCGUCCUCUGUUGCCAUCACCUUUACCACCCCGAUGAUGCUCGGCGGGCCCGCGAGUGUGGUCUGGUGUUGGUUCAUCGGUGCCGUCUUCGCCUUCUUCAUCGGUACUGCUAUUGCUGAGCUGGUAUCUGCCUACCCCACUUCGGGUGCUCUGUACACGGCCUCUGCCCGCCUCGUCCCGCCUCGCCAUCGUAUUUGGGUCGGUUACCUCAUCGGUUGGAUGAACGUGCUGGGCAACAUUGCUGGUGCGGCAUCCACCGAAUUUGGCCUGAGUGAGAUGAUCUGGUCUGCAUAUGGCGCCGCCCAUCCCGAGUUCAGUGUGACUCCGGGCCAGACAGUCGGCCUGUUCAUCGGCCUGCUAUGCCUGCACGGUCUCCUCAACUCUCUCCGUACCAAGCAGCUGGCCUUCUUUACCCAGUUCUUCGUCUUCAUCAAUGUCGGUGUGCUGUUCUGCACUUUCAUCGCUGUCCUUGCCAAGACCCCGCGCAGUGAGCUGCACACGGCCAAGUACACCUUCACGUAUCUGGAGAACCAGACUGGCUGGUCGAACAACGGGCUCUCGUUCCUUCUUGGCCUGCUGUCUGUCCAGUGGACCAUGACCGGUUACGAUGCUACCGCCCACAUCUCGGAGGAGGUGAAGAAGGCUGCCAUUGCCGCCCCCGUCGCCAUCUUCCUUGCCGUUCUCAGCACUGGUAUCCUCGGCUGGAUUCUCAACAUCUGCAUGGUCCUCGCAUCGGGUCCGCUUGAGGACCUGCCAGGCGCGUCGGACAACGCCUACCUCUCGAUCCUCAUCAACCGCCUUGGCCUGAAGGGCGCUCUUGCAGUGUGGUCUUUUACCAUCCUGAUCGCCUUCUUCACGCUCCAGACUGGUCUGCAGGCGAAUGCUCGUGCCAUCUUUGCCUUUAGCCGUGACCACGGUCUUCCUGAUGGCAAGUUCUUUGGCAAGAUCAACAAGUACACCAAGACCCCCAUCAAUGCCGUCUGGUGCUGUGUCAUCAUUUCCAUUGCCCUGGGAUGUUUGGACUUUGCCUCGCCCAUUGCUUCAGCGGCCGUCUUCUCGCUUGCCACUGUGGCUCUGGACCUAUCAUACGGUCUGCCCAUCUUCUUCCGCCUCAUUUUUGCUGGCAAGGAAGGUGUCGACUUCAAGCCUGGCCCGUUCUACUUGGGUGACGGCCUCUUUGGCAAGUUUGUCAACUGGGUCGCCGUCAUCUACAUUCUCUUCGAGUGUAUUAUCCUGUCGUUCCCCGAAAACCACCCCGUCACUGGCCAAAACAUGAACUAUGCCGGUGUCAUCACCAUUGGCGUCAUGCUCAUCGGUCUCCUGUGGUACGUUGUGUACGCCCGCCGCCACUACUUUGGCCCCAACGACAUGGUCGAGUUCCCGGUCGACCACAACAACUCGGACGAAGCCGUGCUUCACGAGGAGAAGAAGGCGGGCAAGGCAUAA